This is a messenger RNA of Ambispora leptoticha, 501 nucleotides long. The record is from the annotation of a GenBank genome assembly. NCBI's taxonomy places the organism in Eukaryota, Fungi, Glomeromycota, Glomeromycetes, Archaeosporales, Ambisporaceae.
GCAAAAACUCGUGUAGAUGGACUUGAUGAUGAAGAAGAAUUUGAGAAUGUUUGGGUUGAACUGAAAGGUGGCUUCGGUAAUUAUCAUGAAGCUGAAAACCAAAACAAUCGUGAGGAUUUAGACGUAUUGCUUAAGGGAUUCUCAAUAAUGUCCGCAAUACAAGCAUUUACAUUGCCAGAAGAUGCAAAGAAGAACAUUGGCGAUCUUGAAUUUUUCGGAAUAAGAGGGAUUGGAAAUCAUUUUCAGUUCUGGGGUAGUUUUCAGGCUUCUCAAUAUCUCAUGUGCUCGUAUCUGUUAGGGGAAUUUCGUUUACCAUCAUUUGAGGGAAGAGAGGGUAGUGGCAUUCAAGAUCUAUUAUAUGCAAUUAAAAUCGUUUACUCAUUCAAGGUAAGGGUGGAAGCCAGUAAAUUAAAGUUUCAUCAGAUCAGAGCUCUAGCAAGAAGUAAAAGAAUUUUUGAAGAUGAUUCUUCGCCAAUCAAAGCAAAAAGAGUAAAGAGUUAG